Acaulospora colombiana is the source of this 690-nucleotide messenger RNA. NCBI's taxonomy places the organism in Eukaryota, Fungi, Glomeromycota, Glomeromycetes, Diversisporales, Acaulosporaceae. The record is from the annotation of a GenBank genome assembly.
AUGGAAAGUUAUAAAGCAGGAAAAUGGUCACCAAACACAGCUGUUGACGAGGAUGAUACGGAUAUCAUGAAGUUUAUCGGUCGCUCUGAUUUUACACCGGCCAAACCACAGGAGGCCACUGCUAGGAUCAUUGGAGGUGGUAACGUAGACGAAUCCAUCGGAAAUGACGCACAUCCGGUUUUGUUCGAGUACAUGAAGCAUUUCGAGAGUCAGACAAAGACAGGAGCUGUUGCUCCCUCAGCUACUUCUCACUUCAUUGCCGAGCAGAUCACGCCUCCACAUGGCAUAGCAGGAUCCACAAAUAAUAUUGGAGCAUUCGAUUCCCACGUCCCUGAUCGAUUACAUGUCAACGAUAUACACAGUCCUGGCCUCCGUCCCGGCUCCUAUAGUACAACCCAGGCGUCCAAUUCUACUCCAUGGCCCUCGAAUAGUUUGUACGAUGAUUCUCAUCUCAACUUGGAUUCUCUUUUAGGACAAACCCAGAACCUUUCGUCACAACAACCCUUCCCUUUCCAUGAUCUGCUAUCAGACCAUGGAUCAGGGUUUUACCAGACCAACGAGCAGCAAUUACAAGAUCAAGUAUGGGAGCAGUUCCUAUCUACCCUCAUGCCGGGAGAAAUCGCCCUGACUCUAAACGAGAUCAAACAGUAUCCCUCUCGUACAGAAUUUCAUCCGCUGGGAUUACCGUAG